CAGACAUGGAGAACAUAAAAAUGCUACCAGAGAGUGCUUAUUACAGUACCAAUGCUGCUGGUUCAGGUUACAUCUUUUCCAGCCAGAUGGAGCUCAAUGCAUCCAGAGACACUGGACAUUUAUCCACAAGAAGGCAUCCAUCUCCCGCAUCCAGUUCUUGUGGUCACCAUGACUGCGGCCAUCAAGCAAAGCGAGCGAGAGUAGAAAAUAUCAUUAAAGGCAUGACCGGCUCUCCUGGUAUGCACGGCUCAGAUGUGACGAUAACUCAGCGUGAGGAGUCAGACGGCAUGCAGGGAAACGAGAGGAUUCAAGAACUUCCCUUAAAUCAGGAAAGAAGCGGCUCUGGCAACGCGAGCCACGGCCAGACGACAAGAAGGCUGCUUCAGAGUCAGCAUCAGCACCUCAGACAGCUCAGGACAAGAUUCAACCAUGUGGAUGGAGCAACCGACACUACGGACAGCAGCAACGAAGAGAAAUAUCCCACCUGGAACAGUUCUCCGGAAAUAUCUCCAAGGGACGCACGCACAGAUUCACACAGAGAGUUUGAGAGCCGCUCAAGUAGAAAAUAUCAAGGAUGGAAUAAGAUGAAGCUGAUGAACUACUUCCAAUCCAAACCUGAGAGAAUAAAGCUGAUGGCAGAUGUUUUAAAGUACGAAUUGUCCCGAGCUGUAAGUCUGAGUGUCGACUCUAUUUUCAAAAGCAUGCCGCUUCUCCAGACCUCGGCGAACGAUGAGGGGAAAUUGAGGACUGAUGUGCCUCUUCAGUCAUCAGUUUGCAAAGAUACAAAAGUAACACAUUCAUGCUGUGACGAUGCAGAGGUGCAACUUCCAGAUGUUCAAACCGAAGCCCUGUCCCUGGUCGUGCAAAAGCCCCAACUGAAGAAGGCGGAUAAAUUCAUCCUCAAAUCCAGAUUAAAAGCUCACCAGUGUCCCAAACCUCCAAUCGCCCUCAGUUAUGAUUCUGCUCUGCAUGAAGAAGAGCCGCCAGAGAACAAUCAAGACACCGCCUGCCAACAUGCCCUCAGAUGCUUGCAGGAUGGAUGCUCUGAAGUCAGUCAAGCGAAGUUUGAGGCGUUCGACGCACAUUGGAAUUCGGUCAAAGUGCGAUCCAAGGUCAACUCUCAAUCUGUGAGAAGCCCACAGACUCGUGCUGUGUCGAUGGAUCCCGUGCUGCUGCAAGGCAUGUGUCUGCCUCAUGUCAAGAUCGAGUCCGACAGCCUGGUGAAGAACAACCUGUACAUUCUGAAUGAGGGUCUGACCACAAAUCAUCUGAAGAAAGCAAAGCUCAUGUUCUUCUACACCCGCUACCCGAGCUCUCUGGUACUGAAGAUGUGUUUCCACGAUGUGCAGUUCACGCGGUGCAUCACCUCUCAGCUCAUCAAGUGGUUCAGCAACUUCAGGGAGUUUUACUACAUCCAGAUGGAGAAGUUCGCCCGGCAUGCUCUGAUUGACGGAGUGGCCGACGUGAGGGGUCUGACUGUGGGGAGAGAAUCAGAACUCUUCAGAGCUCUCAACAUGCACUACAACAAAGCCAAUGACUUCCAGGUACCUGACAGAUUCCUGGAAGUCGCUGAGAUUACACUGAGAGAAUUUUACGUUGCCAUUUCAGUGGGCAAGGAUCGUGAUCCAUCAUGGAAGAAAGCGAUCUACAAGGUGAUCUGUAAACUGGACAGUGACGUGCCUGCUGAAUUCAAAAAUCAUCAUUCUGGAUGAUCAUCCAAUCAGAAGACCACGUGUGCCACAGUGGUUAAUGUCACAAUGUGGACUUACUCGCGCCUCGAAUAGAAAACUGUUUUGUUUAAUGAAGAACAUGCUAUAUUGUAUAAAAGGUAAGACCAGCUGGGUAUAUCAAAGGCAUCCCGUGGUAGUUUUAGAUAUGUAUUUUGCUACAUCAGUAAUGUGAUGCAGCAAUGAUACAUAUUUUGUAUGACUGUGAAACAGACGUGUUCCAAGUCACCAAGUACAACACAACACAUUCUCCGUGUUAGACCGGCAUUUCUUAAAUAAGCACAAAACAAGGUCCACACCAGUUAAUAAAAAAGUUUAAUUUUCAGCAGUACAGGAUAUGUAAUAUGGAAAGUACAUACAUUCUUUAAUUAGUGAAUGAGUAAUUAACUAUGUUUUAUCUUUAAUUUUGCUUGAAGUAAAACAGUGUUUGUGUCUCUCUUCCAUACUUACCAUGAACAUCCAUCCAUCCAUCCAUCUAAAUGACAUACUGUGGCCAGCAGUCCAAAUCAAACAUGCUCUUCAUCAGUGGUUCUGUCUUCGAUCAUAACCGAUGAUCUUUGCUUCGUCUGCAGUUGUUGAUAGUCCAGAUUAAAAUCUCCAUGUGUCAAAAUUCGGAACCCACAAGUGCAAAGUUGGAACAUAAAAUAUGUAUUUCUGAAAGUAAAUAUACAUCUGCUCACAUUGCCAUAUAUUAACCAUGAUAAUCGUACUCAGUGUGACCGAAUUUGGUUCUUUGGUAUAAAUGUGCACCUGAACCGUUUGUAAUGCAAUUUCUUAGAAAACUGCAGCAAUGGAUAAUAACUCCUUUAGUGUGUUUCGUUUAACUGAUGAGUCAGAACAAGGGUCAAAUUCUAGUGCAUAUGUGUGCCACUGUAUAUUUAAAAAUAUAUUGCUCUCAGCAGGAGCAUAUAUUUUUUAUAAAACAUCUUUUUGACUUGAAGAUUUUCCACAAAUAUGCUUGCAGCCAAUUCUCAGCUUGUAUUAAAGUUUGACAGACUUGUCAAACCUUUAAUUCUAACUAUUGAACCCCAAAGGUCCCUCCCGACUUUACUUUCCCACCUUUAAAUGUAACAAAUUUGGUAUUGUUGGAAACUGAGAGUUCUUCAAAAUUUCUUGCACAAUAGGACAGUCUCGCUGUUAUACCCCCUGGUUAUGAACAGAGUGACGUCCGUCCUGCAAACAUGCACUUCAAUAAAGACCAUCUUCUGACAAGCGCACUCAUUUAAGCCACAAGUUGAACCAAAGAAAAUUCUGCAACAUGCACAUCCUUAUUUCACUUAGGACUUAAAAUUGGCACCUUCUUAUAAAGUGCAAUUACUUGGUAUUAUAAUUUAGUUUAAA
Messenger RNA from Acanthopagrus latus (yellowfin seabream), 3068 nucleotides. Its product is annotated as prospero homeobox protein 1-like. Gene Ontology annotation, cellular component: nucleus. Gene Ontology annotation, biological process: regulation of transcription by RNA polymerase II. Lineage: Eukaryota; Metazoa; Chordata; Actinopteri; Spariformes; Sparidae. Gene Ontology annotation, molecular function: RNA polymerase II cis-regulatory region sequence-specific DNA binding; DNA-binding transcription factor activity, RNA polymerase II-specific. The transcript is spliced from 4 exons. The record is from RefSeq and is a predicted model, not a curated record. The coding region runs from base 6 to 1712 and encodes 568 amino acids.